This is a messenger RNA of Silurus meridionalis, 3632 nucleotides long. RefSeq lists its product as uncharacterized. Bases 68 to 553 code for a protein of 161 amino acids. NCBI's taxonomy places the organism in Eukaryota, Metazoa, Chordata, Actinopteri, Siluriformes, Siluridae. The record is from RefSeq and is a predicted model, not a curated record. The transcript is spliced from 4 exons.
CACAAACUUGUAUUAAGUUAAUCCUUGGAUAUCAUUGACAACAAGAGCACAGUCCUCACUUUAAAGGAUGAUGAGAUUGAAGAGGGAUCUGAUCCUGCUGGUGCUCAUCUCAUUGUGCGUUGGUCAAAAAAAGAAGAACACUCGGGAAGCAUGGAAGCACACUGAAAAAACACAUGACAAAAGCUGCACAAACCUGACCCAAGUGCUGGACAACUGGAAAUAUGCCAUCAUGCAUCAGGUGAAGAAUCUGCUGGUUAAUGACCACAUUUCGGUUUUACCUGAUUAUGGGAGGAUCAGACCUCUGUCUGAUGCAGUAGAUGACCUCUACAACCAAUUCAACACUUUGAAACACAGCCUAGAAAAACUGACCAGGAAAUUUGACGGGGUGGAGGACUUUGUGGAUGAGCUGCAAGCAGGGAAAAUCCCCAAAGCCUGGAUGUGGCAGGAACCACGGCGUCCGCAUGUCAGAAUGCCGACUCAGAUACCAAUGAGAGCCCCUGUUAGAGGAAACUGGGUUCGGAGGGCAAGAGCCCGGAGAAUCCCUGGUACUUAGUGGACUUUAGUGGAAUUGUAAAGGGAUCUUGACCAGGGCUUUUAUUAUAUAAACUAUUAAUUAUAAUAAUAAACAUUUCUUUAAAUGUUUUUUAGAUAAUUAAGGUCCUUAGCUCCGUAAAAUGCUUUAACUGGGAACCAAUCCUAAAAGAAACCCUUUAAAAGAAAAUCUUUAGGGGUUCCUCCUAUUGUACAACCAAAGAUCCCAUAAUGCCUUUGAAUUUGAUUUUUUUUAUUAGACAGUAUAUACUGUAUAUACAUAUAUAUAUAUAUAUAUAGUAUCUCACAAAAGUGGGUACACAAAACUAUCAAAUUGAAAUUUGAAUAUACUUUAGAGUAGUCAUUGUGCAGCUUGUACAGCAGUAUAGAUUUAUUGUUCUCUACAAAUAACUCAACAUACAACCAUUUUUGUCAAAAUAGCUGGCAACAAAAGUGAGUACACCCUAAAUGAACAUGUUAAAACUGUGUCCAAAGUGUCUAACUUUUGUGUGAGGAUAAUUGUUAUCUAUCACUGCCUUAAUUCUCCUUGGCAUGUAAUUCAUCAGAACUGCACAGGUUGUUGCUGGGAUCCUCUCCUCCAUAAUGACAUCAUGGAGCUGCUGGAUGAUUACACAUUACGCUUCUCCACUUUCCGUUUGAGGAUGCCCCACAGGUGCUCAAUAGGAUUAACGUCUGGAGACAUGCUUGGUCACUCCAUCACCUUCACCUUCAGCAUGGCAGUUGUCAUCUUGGCGAUGUUUGGGGUCGUUUUCAUGUUAGAAAACUGUCGUUCGGCCCAGUUUCUAAAGGGAGGGCAUCCUGUUCUGCUUUAGAAUGUCACAGUACAUGCUGAAAUCCAUGUUUCCCUCAAUGAACUGCAGCUCCCCAGUACCAGCAGAACUCAUGCAGCACUAGACUAUGAUGCUACCCCAACCAUGAUUGACUGUGGUCAAGACACAAUUUUCUUGGUAAUCUCAGCCAAACAACUUUAUCUCAGUCUCAUCAAAACACAGGAUAUGGUUCCAGUAAUUCAUGCUCUUGGACAGGUUAUCUUCAGAAAACUGUUUACGGGCCAGCUUCAGAAAACGCUUCCUUCUAGGACGAUGGUCAUGCAAACUGACUUGUUGCAGUGUGGGACGUAUGGUCUAAACAAUGACAAGCAGACAACUUUGCUUCUGCAACCUCUAAAGCAAUGCUGGCAGCACUCAUGCGUCUGUUUUUCAAGCCAGAUUCUGCAUCUGACGCACAGCAUGAGGACUCGACUUCUUUGAUUGACCCUUGGGGGGCCUGUUAUGGAACCUGUCUUGGAAAACCUUUGUAUGAACCUGGCCACUGUACUGUAACUCAGUUUAAUGGACGGACGGACGGACAAACAGACAGAUAGAUAGACAGACUUUAUUCAUCCCAAUGAGAAAUUUACAGAACAAGGGGGUUUAAGGGUGUUACCAAUCUUCUUUUAGCCUCGGUAUCUUUGUGAAGAGCAGCAGUUCUAAUUCUCAAAUCCUCAGAGAGUUCUUUGCCAUGAGGUGCCAUUGAACAUCCAGUGGUCAGUAUGAGAAUUGUACUCAAAGCACCAAAUGUUUAACUGCUUUAAUACAAGAUACACAAAUUUGUAUGGUCCUGUCAAGCAGACAAAAACAUAAACAUGAUGAAUAAAACGUGGCUUUGCAUGGUUAAGCGACGUACAGUGGUACCCGGAGCUGGCGGGGGUUAGGUUCUAAGACGAGUUCCGAAAAUCCACGAAUUUUGGACGCACCAUCGCAGCCCCUACGGUACCUUAUUGAAUUAAUCUAAGUAAUGUCACUUUAUAAACAUAAUUGUGUACAGUAUUUGACCAAAUACAUAGUUUAAAUUGUUAUUCUAACGUUUCUGAACAUUUGGUCCAACUUUCUGUUAGUUAGGUUCCAAAUAAGAACACGCACACUUUCCAAGGGGUUGACUGUACAGCUGUUAUCACUUAGGGUGUACUCACUUUUUUUUGCCAGCUAUUUUGACAGUAAUGGCUGUAUAAUUUUCAGGGGACAGUAAAUCUGCACUGCUAUACAAGCUGCACAUUGACUACUGUGUUGACUAAAAUAUAUCCAAGUUUCAUUUCUUUAGUAUUCUUCCUUGGGAAGAUUAUACUAAUAUUGUCGUUGAAAUGUGAGGGUGCUACUCCCUCUUUGAGAUAUUGUUUGUAUGUAUGUAUGUAUGUAUGUAUGUGUGUGUGUAUAUAUAUAUAUAUAUAUAUAUAUAUAUAUAUAUAUAUAUAUAUAUAUAUAUACAAACACACACCCCCAUAGUUCAACAAAAGAUGGUAACAUUGGCAAAUCCAAUUAGCAUUAUUUUUUACAAUAAGGGAACAUUUGAUGUAUUUUAAAAACGCAAAGCUUUGCCUACAAUAUAUUGUUUUAGAAUUAGCAGCAAAUCAGCUGGGCUGAUUAUUUUUGCUUUGGCAAAUCUAUAUAUAAAAUGUUAUUUUAAAGAAAUGUAUACAUCUUAUUGCAGGUUUAUCAUAUACCGGAUAUAUUCUGAUCACGUAUGAUCACAUUUAUUUUGUUAAGAGUGUGCUAUAAUAAUAAUAAAAUAUACAGGAGUUUAAAUUACUUUCUUUUACACAAGCCUCUGUAGUUAAUUGUUUUGAAAUAUGGAAAAGUCAAGUAGGUAUAUUUUAUUUAAUCUAUGACAAUGCUGUUAAAUGCAUUCAAUACAGCUGCAUGAAAAUCACAGAACAGUUAAAUACUGUACACAGCUUCAAAAUAAGCCAGGAUUAUUAAGGAUUAAGUCUUUAUUAGCAGAUGAAUAAGUAAGAUAAUGGAAAAAUCAAUAUCACUGAGUUUCCUGGCUUAGUCAUUUAUACCUCAUUACUUUUGUGGACAUGACUUAUAAGUACACUUUCCAUUUAGCGAUUUGAUGCUUUUUCAGUUUUCUGCUUUCGUGUGUGUUCUUCUGCAGAAGCCAGUCUGUUUUUGGGUGCAUGGGAAAACUUAAUUAAAUAAAAGGAAACAAGACUUUAACUUUUUUAUUUUAUUUAUUUGGCUGCUUCAUGCUUCCUCUAAUCAGAAAGUCCAAUAGAUACUGGAUGUUCAACUUAAAAGUGACUGCCUCAAUGAAGGAAUAAA